Diabrotica balteata is the source of this 1448-nucleotide messenger RNA. Lineage: Eukaryota; Metazoa; Arthropoda; Insecta; Coleoptera; Chrysomelidae. The record is from the annotation of a GenBank genome assembly.
GUGAUAUUGAGGUCAUUUUUUUAACUGAUUUAUUUUAUUUUUAAAUGUAUGUGAAUUUUAUAUUUAUUUUUCAGCACAGUUAAUCAAAUAUUAUGGGGAAGUAGACAUUCAGAAUGGAGAAAAUUAGCUAAAAAGGCAAGAAGAAAGCGUCUUAGACAGCAGAGAGCUCAGAUAAGAGACCAAAAUGAGCUGGAAGAGAUCCAAAGACUACAACAGUCAUCCUCUUAUCAGAAGUUGUUGGCUGAUAAAAGAAUUUAUGAAGAACGACAAGCGCUCGAAGAGGCCCGGCUCCGGGAACAAAAGGAACGAGAGUGGUUAAAAGUUGAAGAAGAAGCUCAGAAACAAUUUCAGGAACUGCAGAAAAAAUUGGCACUAGCCAGGGAAGAGAGAGCUAAACAAAAUGAAGCAAUAAAGUUGGAAUGGGAAGAGGAACAAAAGAGGAGAGUAGAACAAAAGAGAAGGCAAGAAGAAGAGUUGCAGAAGCAAAUUGAUGAACAACAGAGAUUGAAUGCUUUAGUAGAGGACUUCUUAGAAGAAGGUGGGGAUACUCCAAAACAUCUGAAGACUACCUCAGAAACAAACCCAAAUAAACAGCCUUGUCCAUUCUUUCAAAAAACAUCAACAUGUAGAUUUUUUGAUGUUUGUUCUAGAAAUCAUGUUCGUCCUGGUAUUAGUAAAAUUCUUCUGAUUCCCAACUUUUUUUCACAUUACAGCCUGGAGAAGACUGAGAGUGACCGCUUUACUGACUCCAGUUUGGAAUUUGAAAGCCAUGAAACAAAUGCAUGCUAUAGGGAAUUCUUUCAUGAUGUUGUUCCUGAAUUAGAAAAAUAUGGAAAGAUUCAACUUUUUAUCACAUGCUGCAACCAUGAGGCACAUCUAAGAGGUAAUGUUUUUGUUGAAUUUUGCAUCUACAAGAAGUGCUUUGAAAUGUUAUAGAGCUCUGAAUGGUAGAUGGUAUGGAGGAAAGCAGUUAAGUGUGCAAUUUGCAAAUAUACCCAGUUGGAAAUCUGCUGUUUGUGGUGUCCAUUUUAUAAACAGUUGCCCUAAAGGUUCUAACUGCAAUUUCAUCCAUGCCUUUCGCAAUCCAGGACAUACUUAUGGGGCUUUGAAAAGAAUCAAAACAGAACAAAGGACAAACCAAAGAAGUCAUUCUGAAGCCAGAAACUGGAGAUGGUCAGAAUCACCUGAGCACGAACCAAAGAAAAGUGACUGGGAUACAGAUUCCUAUACUAGUUCUAGUCGAAAAGAUAGACAGUCAACCAGAAAUGGAUUUAGAAAGAGACGAAGAUCAAGAUCACGUUCAAAAGACAAAGACAGACGGCAUAGUUCCAGUAGACGUAGAAAACGGGAUUCUUCAAGUAGAUCUAGCAGUAGAUCAUCAAAAUACAGAAGUUGAAAGGUGUAGAUAUAUAAGAAUUUUAUAGAUUUAUGAAUAAAUAUAUAUUUAA